AUGUCCAGAAUCGAUGACACUUCAACUUCAACACAAGCAACCAUAGUCGAUGUGUUGCCAUCCGAAGUCAAAAAAGAUCCGGUUCAUAAUGAAGUGAUUCAUGAAGCAAAUGAAAAUGAAAAGGAAUCUCUACGUGAUUCGAGAGAACCAGCUCAGGAUCAAUUGGCACUAAUUUCUUUCAAAAGUCUCAUUGCAAUUUUCGUAGGACUUUCGUUAGCAAUUUUUCUUGCAUCUCUUGAUAUUACGAUAGUUGCUACUGCGUUGCCAAAGAUCGCAUCGGAAUUUAAUGCAUUAUCAGACAUAUCGUGGGUUGGAACUUCAUAUCUGCUUACUUCGACUGCAUUUCAACCACUUUAUGGGAAAUUUUCUGAUAUUUUUGGACGAAAAGCUACAUUUAUUUUUGCACUUGGCGUUUUUGAAGCUGGUUCACUGCUUUGUGGUAUUUCACAAAAUAUGACAAUGAUGAUUAUCAGUCGCGCAAUAUCUGGUCUUGGCGGUGGAGGCAUGUUCUCAUUAUGUAUGAUCAUUAUCGCUGAUAUUGUACCCUUACGUGAACGAGGAAAGUAUAUGGGUAUAAUCGGUGCCACUUAUGCAAUAGCCUCAGUAGUCGGUCCUUUAAUGGGUGGCGCAUUUACAGAUCAUUUGACUUGGCGUUGGUCUUUUUUUAUUAAUCUGCCAUUCGGUGCAUUCACGGUCAUUGUUGUUAUAUUUAUACUUCAUUUACCACAUGUUUUCGGCUCUUUCAAAGAAAGGUUAAUGAGAAUAGAUUGGAUAGGCACAAUUUUCCUUAUAUCAUCAGUCAUCGCUCUUUUAUUACCUUUGAAUUGGGGUGGCAGCAAAUACACAUGGGACUCGGCAAUUGUUAUAUCAUUAUUCUGUGUGUUUUUCGUGUUAACUUGUGUCUUUGUAUACGUUGAAUUGAAGAUUGCAAAAGAACCAAUUAUUCCUUUACGACUUUUCCUAGAAGGACGAAAUGUGUUAUCGAUGUUUAUAGCCUCUGUAUUUGUUGGCGGUAAAGGGCAUGCUGGACUAGAAAUAUUACCACUUGUUGCUGGAAUUGCAAUAUUUUCAACCGUCUCUGGCUUACUUACGAGUCGUACAGGAAAUUAUCGAUUUUGGAUAUUAUUCGGAUAUGCUCUCACAGUAAUCGGUUGUGGGUUAUUGACCACGCUUGACGAAAAUUCAAACCGUGGAAAACAAAUCGGUUAUUUAUUCAUCGCUGGGUCUGGUAUCGGUUCUUGCAUACAAACAAUUCUUAUAGCAGCACAGAAUGCAGUCAAAUUUGAAGAUAUCGCUGUAGUUACCGCACUUUCUGCCUUUUGGAGAACAAUUGGUGCGGUUCUUGGUGUUGCCAUCUGCGGUACAUUACUAAAUAAUUCAUUACAGGCGAAUCUUCAUGGUUUGCCAUUAACUUCGCAACAAUUCAACGACGUGAAAAAUUCUAUAUCUGCCAUAAAAGACUUACCACCUGACCUUAGAAUGUUGGUAAUUCACGCAUAUGUUAAAGCGCUUCAAGUUGUUUUUAUUUUUGUCACUCCAACAGGUGGAAUAGGCUUUAUAUGUGGACUAUGUCUGAAGCAUAUUCCUUUAAGAAAACAUUUAGGACCAGCUAUGGCUAUAGUACCAAACACAUUACCAAACAAUAAUGAUCUGGAAGAACAAAUUACUGACAACAAUAAAAAUUCCACAUCAUCUUUAUCCUCAAUAGAAUUGUUGUCAAAUCUAAUUUCCGAUACUGACAGUAAUAUCUCAGCCCUCGAAAAUUAUGAGCAUAUCACAUUCCAAAACUCAAGUAUUGAUGAAAGUAUGCGGUUAUCUAACGAUUUAAAUCCGACGGCAGAUUGGACGAAUUUUAGCGACGAGUUUUCGACGACGCCAGUGCAACAACUGGAAAAUCCAUUUGAAUUGUUUAGUUUCCAAAAUUCUCUGAACUUCUUUGAUUUUCAAGACAUUUCGAAAUUAACUGCUACAAUGGCAUAUGAAGAUGAUUCAACAUUGAUGCCAAAUUAUAACAAUGUUUCGUCGAACUCCAAGCAUCAAUUCGAAAAUUCUGAUUAUUCUUCAACAUUAAUAAGAAGCUUAACAGAUUUCCUUACACCACAAGAAUCUGCAUCGUCCAAGCAAAAGAGCAUUUUAAUAAAACCAAAUCCUUUAAACUUAAAUUUAAAUAAUGCUACAUCUUCUACCACUCGUAAUUAA
Messenger RNA from Ambispora leptoticha, 2199 nucleotides. The record is from the annotation of a GenBank genome assembly. NCBI's taxonomy places the organism in Eukaryota, Fungi, Glomeromycota, Glomeromycetes, Archaeosporales, Ambisporaceae.